Messenger RNA from Paracoccidioides lutzii Pb01, 180 nucleotides. RefSeq lists its product as hypothetical. The record is from RefSeq and is a predicted model, not a curated record. The coding region runs from base 1 to 180 and encodes 59 amino acids. The transcript is spliced from 2 exons.
AUGAGGCCCCUAGUUGGGGCAAUUAAGCGAGAUGUUUUGUGGGCAACCAACUAUUGCUGCGACCAACCCGAAAUUCGCGAUACCAGCCAGGCCCAACACAUCGACGACGACGGCAUCGACAGUUCGACAAGUUCUCCCCCUUCUCAACCCCUACGCCUAUCCACACCCGGUCGAUUGUGA